Brienomyrus brachyistius is the source of this 4854-nucleotide messenger RNA. RefSeq names its product TRIO and F-actin-binding protein-like. NCBI's taxonomy places the organism in Eukaryota, Metazoa, Chordata, Actinopteri, Osteoglossiformes, Mormyridae. Gene Ontology annotation, biological process: actin filament organization; positive regulation of substrate adhesion-dependent cell spreading. Gene Ontology annotation, cellular component: actin cytoskeleton. The record is from RefSeq and is a predicted model, not a curated record. Gene Ontology annotation, molecular function: actin filament binding. The transcript is spliced from 14 exons. Bases 1743 to 3395 code for a protein of 550 amino acids.
AUUCAGUGAAACGAGCAGCAAAGCUGAGGUGGACAGCUCCUCUCGUUUCUCUGACCAAGAUGACCAAAGUCAUCCCAGCAGCCACAGGAACUGCAAGGCAUCUGAGAAUUCUCCAUCACAGGCAAACUUCAUAGCACUUACCUCCAGCCAGGAUGCAAGUAUCCUCAGACCAACAUCGUUAUCGGGAUCCUGGAUAGCUUCUGUUCACUCAUACCACGGCACCACAGCAUUCCAAACUUCCUCAAAACCUGGGCAACUUUUGGACACCAAACCCACCAUUCAGCUGUCGAAGUCUCACACUGCUGUCAUGGAAACGGAUGACUGGGGUCAGGGUACAAGCAGCAAUGAGAGAGGCCUAGAGCUGCGGAGCCCCUCCCCAGAGUAUACACGGUCAUCACACCAGAGCCCCUCCCCUCAGAGACAAAGGCAUACUAUCUCUCAAAGCUCCCUGGAGUCCGAAUCCAGUCGCGCUUCCUCAGAGUCGGGUGUUGCAUGCAUGAAAAUGGAAGAUUAUGUUGUAAUGGCUGACAUCCCCAAAACCAAGAUCAUAUACCCGAGGGAAGCACUUUGGGAAAAGGGGAGGAGUCAAAGCCACAGUCCCAUCAGGCCAUAUAAGCAAAUUUGCCCAACGGAUGGCCAUCAGGAGUGGGGCAACUCGGUGGAACGAGGUAGAGGAAUGGAAAGAGGUAGGACUCGGCAGAAGAGGAAAGGCGGAGACAGUGAAAGAGUGCCUUGUGUCAGAUCCACUGCUUCACUCAGUGCUCAGGGUGACCACCGGGAGGAGACACUGACAGAGAGUGACACUGCCCGUCUGCAGAUGGUUCCAGUGGAAAACCGACCAAUGGAAAAGGCACGUUCGUCUGGGUUUGCCUACAAGUUCCACAAUAGUUACUGCAGAACCUGUGCACUUUAAGCAUGUGUCUGGGUGUCUGUUAAUUCUUUCUUCGCUGUUAUGUUUCCGUUACCUUCGUAUACAAUCUGUCUGGCCAUGAAUCUGCCUGUUAACUCUGAAAGGACUGAAUCUGGGUGUUUUUUAUUUAUUUAUUUUUUAUUUUUUUACGGUAAACGUUUAUCGUGGGUUGGGCUACAUGAUAGCCGUGUUCCUUAUUCGUAUGAUCCUUUUCUGUAAGCAUUCCUGCCGGUGCUGUCAGGGCUUGUACUCAGGAUUCCUGACACCAACUCACGUCUAAGAACAUGACAACUCGGGAAAUAAAAUUAAAAGCAGUGAGUGACUGCUUUACUAAGCAAAAGACUGGACUGAACUGAACAGCAAAAUACCACUCCUUAUCUUAUGUAUCUCAGUGUCUGCUGGGCUUGUGAUCAGUGUGCAUACAUGGAUUUACCUUCGCGCCGCCUUCUGCAUGUGCUGGAACGCCCUUUACUCUCCGUUUAUGGGCUUAAUAUCGCUACGUGCAAUAGCCCUUGGUUCACUGCGAGGGCCUGCCUACUUCACCAUGUGGAACCGCCCAGGAACUAGUCACUUGUCGGUGGCUGUAACUUCUCAGUAAUUAUGAUAUUGAAAAUAGAUGCAUUUUAAACCAACCCAUGAUUUUUUUAAAAUGCAUGUAAAAGUCAAGGAAAUCUAAAUGUAAACGUUAGAAGUUAGGCUGUUAUGUGGGCGCGACUCGCAGGGGCUAUCACUUUGCUAUAUUAAUUGAGAUGACAUAUGCUAAUCAAUCUACAAGCUGAAGCCUGCGUUUCUCUUCUCUUUCGCCCCUUGGAUCUGGGAUCCGGUGACAAACAUGACGCCUGAUCUCCUUAACUUCAAGAAGGGAUGGAUGUCGAAGCUAGAUGACGAUGGAGAGUGGCGGAAGCACUGGUUCGUGUUGACGGACGCCAGCCUGAGGUACUACAGGGAUGCCAGAGCAGAGGAGAAGGAAGAUCUGGACGGGGAGAUUGACCUGAGGUCCUGUGUGGAGGUGUCCGAGUUUGAUGUGGAGAAGAACUAUGGUUUUCAGAUCCAGACCCAGGGGGCUGCGUUCACCCUGUCUGCCAUGACAUCGGGGAUCAGGAGGAACUGGCUGGAGGUUCUGAGGAAGAACGUCCUUCCCAGCAGCUCGCCCGACAUCAUGCAGCUGUCAGACAGCAGGACUGACAAGAUCCACACGUCUUGUCCCCUUUUGCCUGGUCAGCUUCCCUCUCAGCACGGUCACAGGGACUCAGGCUCUGAGGUCAUGGCCCCCACCCCGCAUCAGCUAGACUACGUGGAGCUUGCACCGGUGAUGGACACACAAGCCCCCACAAAGCCCAUCAGCACGCCCGAGACCAGAGAGGGCCUGGACAGGGAACAGGCCCGAAGACUGGAAGACAGGGCCCGGUGGUUCCAGGCUGGGGUUCCUGCCAAGGAGCCGCCACCUGGCAGCAGUCUGUGGGAUGCUGUGCACCUGAAGAAGGGCACAGGCUCCGCCUCCAGCUUGGAAGAGACGCUUGAGAGGAAGUGGGUGGAGUUUGAAAGACUGCCCCUGCGAGAGAUGAGGUCGCUGCCCCCAGUUGGAUCCUGUGGUAGCCGGCCUGCCAAUGAAGUGCUGUUGAAGGAGGUGGCCUUGCUGAAGGCUCAGGUGGAGCAGCUACAGAAGGUGAGGUUUGCAAGAGAAGGUGGGAAGUGUGGUCUAGAGGCCCCCUGUGGCCGUAGCCUGGAGGCAAUGGAGAAAGCGCACGGGGGGGCCCUGGAGGAGCUACAGAGGCGGCAUGAACGGCAGGUGAGGGAGCUGGAAGUGGAGCGUGACCGGCUGCUUCGGGAAGAGGCCCAGGCCACGGUGCAGGCUAUGGAGGUGCUGAAGACGGCCCUGAGGGUGGAGCUGGAGGAGGAAGUGGCGAGAGCGAGGCGGCUGGGUGGAGGGACGGCCGAGUUGCAGGCCAUGCCGCAGACGCAGUCUGAGCGGCAGGCCCAGCAGAGGGAGCUGGACAGCCUGUCCGAGCGGUACUCUCAGAAGUGCCUGGAGCUGAGGAGGGCGGAGGAGAGACACAGGGAGAUGGAGAGAGAGGCGAGCCGAAAGGAGACGGAGCUGGAGCAGCUGAAGAAGGAGAAUCGGGAUCUGCAGUCUCAUAUGAUGAAGGAGAUAAGCCACUUGCGCUCAAGCUCUGAGUGUGAGGGCUCAGACCGCGUCCUGCAUGACGGCCACGAGUGCAGUUCCUGCGAGUUGGAGGUGCUGCUCCGAGUGAAGGAGAACGAGGUCCAGUAUCUGCAUAAGGAGAUCGGCUGCUUGAGGGACGAGCUGCUCUCCCUCAGCAAGGAAAAGCGCUUGGCGUACGAGCGGUGUAAGGAGGCCAAUGUGGAGCUGAACGCGGCCAAGAGCCGCAGCGAGCGGGAGCUUGAGGCCCUGCGUGAGCACCUGAGGCUGGCGAUGGCCGCCCUGCGGGAAGGCCAGGAGCUGGGGAACAGCAUGUCCCACUGAGACGUUGCAGCCAGGUUGGAGAGGGAGGCUGGUCGGCCCAACCCCCUUACCCAACUCCCCCUAGGAGAGAGAAGCUCUGUGGCCAUUGCCAUUCUGACAGUCAUGUUGGCUUGUCUUCAAAAAGCUUCAUUUUUAGGGGCUCCAACGUGCUCAACGCUGCCCAAUGCCGGUCAACCCAAUAGGUAACAUAGAGGGCGCUGGUUUAGCUAGCCAACUUCACUCUGUCUCGUACAGAGGGGGCUGCACUGGCAGUGAAGCUAUUCUAGAGUGCCACGUUGGCUUUGGCCGGCACUGACACUGCCUGUGGUGACACGGAGAUUGGCAGGAAGAGGAAGAUACCAGGACACGUGAUUCUGCAGCGAGGGAACGAGUUUCCUCCCCAAAGUACUGGCUCACUCUUUUGCAUUUCCUGUUGCACAUUUCAGAACUGGGCAGUAUCUUUUCAGAGGGACAAUAGAAGAACUUAAAUGCUAUACCACUGUAGUUGUGGCAAAAUACUGGAGUAUAAGGUCUAUUUAAACAAUUAUCACCCCAUUUCUCCCUUGGUACCCAAGGGCCCUAUGAAUGUGGAUAAAAAAAGAAUGGUGGUUUUCACUUACAUUUUCUCAUACUUCCUUUGAAAUCUUGCAUUUUCUUCUGUACUUCUACUUUUCACCUUCCCUUGUUUUGCAGUGUCUGCAGGCUAUUUUUCUAGAAUUUUUUUUCAGACUUCUUUAAGCAUGUAUGAAUGUCACUGACUGGGUCAUGGGCCAAAGUUGAUUAAAUCAGAUGGCUGUCCACAGAGUUGCAGUGUUCAGAAUUUCUGAGAUUGCUGUAUGUAAAAAUUCACAAAAACUACAAAUCCCCACUCUUGGGACUCCUUGGGCCAAACAGAGAAACACCCGCAAAUGUUUUAUGCUUGUUUAUACUACAUUUUGAAUCUGUACAUUGACAUGCACCAAUGUUAAUUUUGCUCAAACACUCUGUCAGGAGGAUCUAACUUUGAAAAACCUGGAAAAUGCUUUUGUUUGAACACUCAUUUUUCAUGGUGCUGCAAUAUUUUUGUGUUUGGGAGUCAAUGGGUCAGCGUUUCACCACUUGAGAAUCAGAUUUUGUAGCAAAUACUGGAUUAUCUUCUGUUUAUGAUGCAGGCUGUGAAAAUGUUACCAUUUUAACUUCUAAAGAGCCACUUGUCACAAGAUUAAGAAACUAAUUAAAGUGUUUUAAAUCAUUUUAAUGACAAUUUGACAUCAGACCUGUUUUUUUCAACGUUUUAUUUUUCAACUGAGUUUUACUUUCUUGUGACCAAUAAUAUAUUAAGUUUUUUUUAUAUUCAAUAAACUGGUGAAUCAUUUUUGCCACAUGUUCAGUACGUUACAGUUGCUAUAUUUUGACACACCAAUACAACAAAUGUUAAUAAACACUGAUGAUACUGCAUUACUUUCUGUUCUUCUGUUAAUAAAUGUGAGGUGUGAAUUCU